Nannizzia gypsea CBS 118893 is the source of this 975-nucleotide messenger RNA. RefSeq lists its product as hypothetical. Gene Ontology annotation, cellular component: membrane. The record is from RefSeq and is a predicted model, not a curated record. The transcript is spliced from 4 exons. The coding region runs from base 1 to 975 and encodes 324 amino acids. Lineage: Eukaryota; Fungi; Ascomycota; Eurotiomycetes; Onygenales; Arthrodermataceae.
AUGACAGCAAGUGGGGAACCUGUCCUCGGGAGCCUGUUCGUGUAUGCUCCCAACAAGGUAGCACCUAUCAUCUUUACGGUUGCAUACGCUAUCUCAGCUGCUGGCCAUACCUGGCAGUGCUUUCGUUAUAAGUCAUGGAAAAUGAUCGGGCUACACCCCUUCUGCGCGGUACUGUUCACAGUUGGCUAUGCUAUGCGCGAAUAUGGAAGUUACAACUAUCUCUAUAUGGACAACCUAACGACCCUUAUUGUUUUUAUUCUUGGGCAAAUAUUCAUAUACGUAUGCCCUCCGCUUCUUGAGCUCGCCAAUUACCAUGUACUUGGUCGAAUAUUGCACUAUGUGCCACACCUCGCACCGUUCCCACCCAGUAGAAUUGUAUCUACCUUCGGCCUCGUCAUGUUAGUUGUCGAAACAUUGAAUUCUCUAGGGGUAUCUCUAAGCUCCAACCCAUCAUCCUCUGCGAGCCAACAACAUCUAGGGGGUAACCUAACAAUUGCGGCUCUCUCGCUUCAAUUUGCACUUAUCUUUACCCUGCUUAUCCUGGCGUCUAUAUUCCAUCGACGGUGUGUUAGGCAUGUAUGUGACAAGUACCUCAAGCCUAUCACCACUCUCCUAAUCGUGCUAUAUGUAAGCAUGGUAUUAAUUUUACUACGCUGCAUUUACCGACUAAUAGAGCACAUGGGAAGCACGGCGGUCGACCUGGAUAGCAUUGAAAAACUCAAAGCGUUAAGCCCUAUCCUGCGGCAUGAGUACUUCUUCUACAUCUUUGAGGCAACUCUCAUGCUUAUUAACUCUGUUUUGUGGAAUAUAUGGAACCCUGGCCGCUUUCUGCCUCGAAAUUACCUUAUCCAUUUAGAUAAGGACGGGAACACAGAAGUUGAGGGAGCAGAAGAAGAGGAUAGCCGGUCAUUUCUAGUCAAGGUCGGCCAUGUUGUGACUUUUGGCAUUCUUUGUGGCAAAAGGAAAAGCGGCUGA